Microsporum canis CBS 113480 is the source of this 1170-nucleotide messenger RNA. RefSeq names its product o-methyltransferase. NCBI's taxonomy places the organism in Eukaryota, Fungi, Ascomycota, Eurotiomycetes, Onygenales, Arthrodermataceae. The transcript is spliced from 5 exons. Bases 1 to 1170 code for a protein of 389 amino acids. Gene Ontology annotation, molecular function: O-methyltransferase activity. The record is from RefSeq and is a predicted model, not a curated record.
AUGAAUUCAGCCACGGUAACCAACAAUGGAGAGCCUGCUGCCCUCAUAGCCAAGUUGCAGCAUCUUGCUCCGAGACUCAGUGACGAUGCAGACCAUGAAGCGAAGAGAGAAUGUUUACAAAUCAGUAGAGCUCUCACUGCCCAGCUGGAGCAGCCAGAAACCACAGCGGUUGACAUGCUCUUUUCGCCUAUGAUUGCCGCCACUGUCAGAAUUGCUGUCGACUUGAAUCUAUUUUCGCACAUAGUCAAAAACGAGCCCGUUAACUCUGCCAAAUUGGCCGAAUUGUCUGGCGCAGAGGAGCUGCUGAUAGCACAGCAUUUCGUUGAAGAAACAGCUCCGAAAACAUGGAAAGCGACUCGUAUUACUCAUGCCAUGACUAUAGAGGGAAUUGCUGCUGGCCAUCGAAUGCUUUCCCAGCUAGUUGUUCCUGCUAUUCAAAGUGCUCCAGCUUACCUGCUAGAAAGAGGGUAUACCUGCCCAUCUGACCCAAAGAACGGACUUAUCCAGUACGCUUUCAACACGGAGAAAACUGCUUUUGAACGUAUUAGUUCCAUACCAUCCCUGCUUGCGGACUUCAACUCCUUUAUGGGCAAUACAAUGGGUGCCCGUACAUAUUGGAUUGACUGGUAUCCAGUACAGAGCCGAAUUAUAGAUGGAGCAUCACCUGAUAAGGCUUUGCUUGUGGAUGUAGGCGCAGGAAAGGGUCAUGACUUGUUGGCGUAUAAAGAGAAGUUCCCCAACACCGGCAGGCUGGUAUUGGAAGACUUACCAGCUGUUACGGAAGCGCUUGGAAGUUUGGACUCGGCGAUUGAAAAGGUUUCGUAUGAUUUCUUUACGGAACAGCCCAUCACUGGUGCAAGGGCCUAUUUCUACCACCAUAUCCUACACGACUGGUCCGAUGAGCAGUGCCUCAAGAUUCUUGCAAGAGUUGCAUCCGCCAUGACACCAGGUUACUCGAAGCUUCUCCUUCACGAGAUGAUUAUUCCUGAAGUAGGUGCAUCUCAGUUCCAAGCAAUGUUAGAUAUGACAAUGAUGGCCUUUAAUGGUGGGAUGGAGCGUACAAAGGAACAGUGGACUGUGCUAUUGGAGAAGGCAGGUCUUAAGGUUGUCCAAUUCUGGGACCCAGCGGAAGAAGGUGGCGAUGGAAUCGUCGAGGCCAUGAAAAUAUAG